This is a messenger RNA of Ochlerotatus camptorhynchus, 1583 nucleotides long. Its product is annotated as minor histocompatibility antigen H13. Gene Ontology annotation, biological process: membrane protein proteolysis. The coding region runs from base 246 to 1445 and encodes 399 amino acids. Gene Ontology annotation, cellular component: membrane; lumenal side of endoplasmic reticulum membrane; cytoplasmic side of endoplasmic reticulum membrane. The record is from RefSeq and is a predicted model, not a curated record. Gene Ontology annotation, molecular function: aspartic endopeptidase activity, intramembrane cleaving. The transcript is spliced from 3 exons. NCBI's taxonomy places the organism in Eukaryota, Metazoa, Arthropoda, Insecta, Diptera, Culicidae.
GCAAAGCUGAUUGACACGCAGUCAGAAAACGACCAAACGCGAAUCCUUCGAGUGAGUGCGUUUUACAAUAGUAGUGCAAACAAAAUUUCCCCCUUUCUCUUGGCUGCCGAGGUGUUCUUUCCAAACUAUCAGAACCGUGCUAGGGUGCGUUUAACGAAUUAACCGCACAGCUACCAGACUGAGAAGGACAUUGGAUUCUUCUCUCAGAAAUUUGGUUAAGUGGCUCGGCUGUAAAACUACUGGGAAUGGCUGAUGUGGAGGAAAUCGUCCAGCAGGUGCAGGAGAAUCUCACCGAAGCCGCCAACGCGGCAGCUACCAAUGGCACCACAAAAGUGCCUUCCACACCGGAGGGAAUGGCCCUCGCGUACGGCACAUUAGUCGUGAUGGCCAUGCUACCCAUCUUCUUCGGUUCGAUACGAUCCGUGAAGCAUCACAAAGAACAGACGUCUACCUUCCUGAAGACUGGGGAAAAACCUGACACGAUGACCUCGAAGGACGCGAUGAUGUUCCCGAUUAUGGCUUCCUGUGCACUGUUCGGAUUGUACAUGUUCUUCAAGAUCUUCUCGAAGGAUAACAUCAACUUCCUGCUGACUGGCUACUUCUUCUUCCUUGGCGUGAUGGCGCUGGCCCAUCUGCUGAGCCCAGUGAUUGGCUCUUUGAUCCCGUCUUCUAUUCCGAAGAUUCCCUACCAUUUGUCCUUUAUUCAGGGGCCUACGGAAGGAGUCAAGGACGAUAAGGAAACCUACCUUAUUGACUACAAGUUUACGACGCACGAUGUCGUGUGCUUUAUCAUUUCGUUGAUUAUCGGAGUUUGGUAUUUGUUGCAGAAGCACUGGAUCGCCAAUAAUCUUCUCGGAUUGGCAUUUGCCGUCAAUGGAGUGGAACUGCUGCAUCUGAACAACAUUGUGACCGGCUGCAUCCUGCUAGGAGGAUUGUUCUUCUACGAUAUCUUCUGGGUCUUCGGAACGAACGUGAUGGUUACGGUGGCGAGAUCGUUUGAGGCUCCAAUCAAACUAGUGUUCCCACAGGACUUGAUCACGAAUGGACUGGCUGCUUCGAAUUUUGCCGUUCUUGGACUGGGAGACAUUGUCAUUCCGGGAAUCUUCAUUGCCCUGCUGUUGCGGUUCGAUAACAGCCUUAAGAGGAAGAGCAAUCUGUACUUCUAUGCAACAUUCACUGCGUACUUCUUCGGUCUGAUGGCCACAAUCUUCGUGAUGCACGUUUUCAAACAUGCUCAGCCAGCCCUGCUCUAUCUGGUACCGGCCUGCCUUGGUACGCCUCUGCUAUUGGCACUGCUCAAGGGAGACAUCAAGAAACUUUUUGCUUACGAAGAUCAUCCGGAGGAGAAACCCAAGGAUGCUAAGAAAUCCGAGAAGGCUUCCGGUGAGGAAUCCACAAAGACGAAAAAGGAGACCAAGAAAAAGGAUUCGAAAAAAGUAAAAUAAGCUGAUCUGGGACUAAUGCGUGUGAACUUCCGAGUGUUUGUGUGUGAAAUGCAACAGAAUAUCGCUGUCUAUCCAGUUUAUUAGUACCUAACACACAAAGAAAACAAUUUAAACAGGAUCAUCUCUCUGUUAUCAUUA